Miscanthus lutarioriparius is the source of this 1608-nucleotide messenger RNA. The record is from the annotation of a GenBank genome assembly. NCBI's taxonomy places the organism in Eukaryota, Viridiplantae, Streptophyta, Magnoliopsida, Poales, Poaceae.
AUGACCUCAACGCCGGGGAGCUUCGGCGGAACGCUGGCUAACUCUGGACCGGUCGCGCUCUCGUUCCCGACCACCACCUUCGCCAACUUCCUGGGCGGCGGUGGUUCAGCUUCAGGCGGAGCGGACAACGGGGGAGUCGGGCUGUCCAAGUUCAAGGCCAUGACCCCGCCUUCCCUCCCGCUGUCGCACCCGCCGGCGUCGCCGUCGUCCUACCUCCACGCGUUCUCCGGCAUCCUCGACUCGCCGAUCCUCCUCACUCCCAGCUUGUUCCCGUCGCCGACGACGGGCGCGAUCCCGUCAGAGCCCUUCAACUGGAUGGGGACGUCGGAGAGCCUAAGCGGCAGCGUAAAGACCGAGCAGCGGCAGUACACCGACUUCACGUUCCAGACGGCGGCGUCCGCACCGGCGACGUCGACGAUGACCGGUGCAGCGCACACGGCGUCCUUUCCGCAGUCAUCCGUGCUGAUGGCGCCAUUGGGACGAGUAGGAGACUCGUACAACGGCGGCGAGAUGCAGCAGCAGCAGCAGCCAUGGACCUACCAGGAAAUGACUGCGCAAUUCGAGGCGCCGGCGGCGCAGCCUGACAACAUGCUCGGCAACGGCGGCUACAGCGCGGCUCCCGUGGCGGUAUCCGGCUUCCGCGAGCAGAGCCAGAGCCACCGGCCUUCGUCGGACGACGGGUACAACUGGCGCAAGUACGGGCAGAAGCAGAUGAAGGGGAGCGAGAACCCGCGCAGCUACUACAAGUGCAGCUUCCCGGGCUGCCCCACCAAGAAGAAGGUGGAGCGGUCGCCGGACGGGCAGGUCACGGAGAUCGUGUACAAGGGCACGCACAACCACCCGAAGCCGCAGAGCACCCGCGCCCGGAGCGCCAGCUCGGCGCCGGCGGCGUCGUACGUGCUGCAGAGCGCCGGCGACGCGGUGCCCGAGCAUUCCUUCGGCGCGCUGUCCGGCACACCCGUGGCCACGCCCGAGAACUCGUCGGGCUCAUUCGGCGGCGACGACGAGAUCAACGGCGUCAGCUCGCGGUUGGCCGGUAACUUCGGCACGGACGAUCUCGACGACGAUGAACCCGACUCCAAGAGAUGGAGGAAAGAUGGUGGCGACGGCGACGCAGGGGUCUCGGUGGCCGGUAACAACCGGACGGUGCGGGAGCCGAGGGUCGUCGUGCAAACGAUGAGUGACAUCGACGUCCUGGACGACGGCUACCGGUGGCGCAAGUACGGGCAGAAGGUCGUCAAGGGCAACCCGAACCCGAGGAGCUACUACAAGUGCACGACGGCCGGGUGCCCGCGCUCGUUUACUCUACCGCGCGCCGCGCUGGCGGCGCAUCAGAUGCAGCAGCAGGCCGGGAGCUACCAGCAGGGCAGCCUCGUCCGGACCGCCGAUGGGUUCGGCUUCGGGGCCGGCGGCGGCCACGGCGCGCCGAUGCAGGCCGCCGAGAGAGGCUUCGCCUUGUCCGGGUUCGGCGACGCGGCGGUGGGCACGGCGUACUCUUACACGAGCCACCACCAGCAACAGCACCAGCAGACGAACGAGGCGAUGUACUACGCCAAGGACGAGCCACGAGACGACAUGUCGUUUUUCGAGCAGCCGCUCCUGUUCUGA